This is a messenger RNA of Brassica napus (rape), 441 nucleotides long. RefSeq lists its product as uncharacterized. The transcript has a single exon. NCBI's taxonomy places the organism in Eukaryota, Viridiplantae, Streptophyta, Magnoliopsida, Brassicales, Brassicaceae. The coding region runs from base 1 to 441 and encodes 146 amino acids. The record is from RefSeq and is a predicted model, not a curated record.
AUGUGGAUGGCCAACUAUGACAGGUUGCCUACAAGGAACAGGCUAGCGGCUUGGGGAAUGACCAUUGCUACGGAGUGCCCCUUUUGUUCGAGAAGCAUAGAAUCCAGAGACCACAUGUUCCUGCGUUGCGAGUACAGCCUUGAUGUUUGGAGAGAGGUCUUCGUCAGAUGCCAUCCUCCAGUGUCAAGCUUUACGGAUUGGUCAGAACUACUAUCAUGGAUACGAGCUGCUGUGCCUGCGAAGCUGAAGCUCAUGCGGAAGCUCGCUACUCAAACGGUCAUCUUUCAUCUUUGGAAACAAAGAAACAAUUUGAUCCACAACCAAAUCUCACUCCAUGCUGCAUCAGUGUUCUAUUUUGUCGAUAAGGAGAUGAGAAACAUUAUUUCAGCAAGGAAGCAUAGGAAGCAACUCCGUUCGCUCAUGGCUUGCUGGCUGAAAUGA